Diorhabda sublineata is the source of this 1395-nucleotide messenger RNA. It is a transcript of the gene bou, whose product is annotated as U-scoloptoxin(05)-Sm1a. Lineage: Eukaryota; Metazoa; Arthropoda; Insecta; Coleoptera; Chrysomelidae. The record is from RefSeq and is a predicted model, not a curated record. Gene Ontology annotation, biological process: positive regulation of voltage-gated potassium channel activity; sleep; regulation of synaptic transmission, cholinergic. Bases 125 to 688 code for a protein of 187 amino acids. The transcript has 4 exons.
UGGUUAUGAAGUAUAAGUGAUAUGUCAUUUCGUUGAACAAUAUUUUAUUUUUUGUUUACCUAUGUUUAAAAAUAAUAGGUCUUUCAAAUAAAAUUGGUAAACGACAAAAUUGGUAAAUAACAAAAUGUGUAGCUCCCAAUUUUUACUUCCUUUUAUUAUUUUUAAUAUUUUCAUCAAUAUUUCAUAUGCAUUGAAUUGCUAUCAAUGUUCAGGAAGUGAUUCAAACAAACCAUUUCAAUGCAAUGAAUGGUUGUCUAGUGAUAUAGACAUUAAUCCAGAACCUUGUGACAGUAUUUUUGGCGCAAAAUACUGUAUAAAACAUGUUGGCAGAUUUGAAGCUUUCUGUAUAAAGUGCUACCAAUGUUCUUCUUCAAAAACAAUUGAUUGCUCAGAUGGAAUGAUUCACAUGGGUGGAUUAAAGCCUCAAAGUUGUGAUGAUGUUUUUGAAGCCAAAUAUUGCAUAAAAUCUACUAGUCUCGAUGGAGGCAUAGGAGCUAAAAGAUUUUGUUCUUCGUUAGAUCUUGGAAAUUAUUGUAAUUAUGUAAAACAGCCUGGAGAUUCUUUAACUUAUCGAACAUGUGUGUACACCUGUACAGGAGAAGGUUGUAAUCCUGCAAAUACGAGAAAACCGUAUUCUUCAUUAUUGUUGUCAGUUACAACUUUAUUAAUAAUGUUUCGAUUUAGGUAGUCUAAUUUUGGAUAUGUCAAAAUUGACAAUCGUAUCUAGCAUAAGAGGCUUUUAUAUAAUAUAUUCCGUCCAAAGUCAGUAUUUUAUAAACAUAUUUUUACAUUAUAAACGCAUAUUUACACUGAAUUAAAGUGGUAGAUGUUUUUUAAAUUGAUUUUUUUCAAUUCCUUUUCAAAUUAAUCGACUGUUAUGAUUUUUUAUGCAUGGAUAGCAUAUAUGUAAUGCUAGGCCUUUUAGUUAUAGACUUAGGGAAAAAAAUAAGACUUUUUUUUUGUAUGAAAAAUUGCACUUCAUUCAAUAAUUACUUUUUACACAUAUUUGUUCAUAAUUCUUCUCUGAUAAAAGUCCAAUAUCUUGCUUCUUCUAGAUCCCCAUCUUGAAUAUAAUAGUUUAUUGUUAGUCAUAAAUUGAGUUCCAAAAGGGACUUCGGUCAACAAAAAUGGUCUGUAAAUAUACUUUCACUACAAGAUACAGAUACCAGAAAAGAAUUUUUUGUGAGGGUCCAAUAAAGACCUUACCCGUGACCUGGUAAGGUAAAGGUCAGGAUAAACAAACAAGAUCCUUAUCGGGAUAAUAUUUUGAUUAGGAUUACUUUACAUAGUUCUAACCAGGACUGCUAAUCAUUAUUACCUACUAUGUGAGAAUUUCUAAAACCAUUAAAAUAUUGACUUUGUAAAUAAAUCCAUUAUAAUGCAUUUAUGGGUCUA